AAUAUUAUAAAAUAUAUACUUACAAUUUUGUGAAGGAAAAAAAGCUAUUCUUUGGCGUACAAAUAAUUUUCUUAUUUACAAUGUACGAUUAUGAAUAUGGCGAUCUAUGUUUUGAUGAAGAUAAAAUGGGUAUGAAAGUAACCUCUGGAGUUGUAACAAUUAAUAAGGACACGACAACCAACCUUAUAGGAAUAACAAUAGGUGGAGGACCACCUCACUGCCCUUGUAUAUAUGUUAUACAGGUAUCUGAUAAUUCACCGGCUGCAUUAGAUGGUACAUUAGAAAGUGGUGAUGAGCUUUUAGCUAUUAAUAAUGAAUGUGUCCGUGGACAUACAAAAUUACAAGUAGCGCAAAUGAUACAAUCGAGUGUUGGUCGAGUUAUUUUGAAAUACAACAAAUUACAUGCUGAUGCUCGUCAAGGCAAAACUUUGGAUAUUGUAUUAAAAAAAGUUAAACAUAGGUUAGUUGAACGUAUGUCAGCCACCACUGCAGACUCUUUGGGUAUGUCUCGUGCAAUACUAGUCAAUGAUAGUCUUGUUAAACGGUUACAACAGUUGGAUGACAUGGAACAAUCAUAUCGUCACUUGGUUGAUCAUACAGAACGUGUACUUCGUGCAUUUUAUGCUCUGACCCAAUGUUUUAAAGAGUUUGGGGACACAUUUGCUGAAAUAGGUGCUAGAGAACCACAACCUAGAGCUAGUGAAGCUUUAGUGCGCUUUGCUGAAUAUCACAGACGAAUGGAGCGUCAAGGACUUAUGCUAAUUAAAGCUCUAAAACCGAUAUCUAGAUCAUUUGGUACAUAYCUGAAUAAAGCUAUUCCUGACACCAAGCAAACAAUACGCAAGUAUGCAGAUGUGAAAUUUGAAUAUUUAUCUUAUUGUUUAAAAGUCAAAGAGUUAGAUGACGAAGAAAUAACUUAUUGUUCAGCAGACGAACCUUUAUAUCGUAUUGAAACAGGAAAUUAUGAAUACAGGCUUGUUCUGAGAUGCCGGCAGUUAGCAAGAAAACGAUUUGCUGCACUCAGAGAAGAUGUUUUGGCCAAAAUUGAACUAUUAGAAAAUAARCAUGUGCAUGAUGUUGUAGGCCAAUUGCAUGCAAUCGCUUCACAAAUGGCUAAUUACAAUCGUGAAAUAAGUUGGAUGAUGCUUGGAGGUAACAAUGUUAGUGAACCACCACUCUUUCCUAUUGAGAUGGAUUUGACUUGUAAUGCAUUUCAAUAUAAGUCUGUUCAACCAGUUAGCGAACUUAACCAACAUGAUCUUAAUGAUGAAAGUUUACAUAAUUCAGUGGACAAUCCAAGAGUGUACAGAGAUUUKCCACCACUACAUAAAAAGAAUGAUUCUGUUUCUAAUUUAACAGAAUUAUCACAAUUAAGCUUGGAUACUGAUGAAACAGAUAAUGAAAACCAAGCUAUAACAGCAACUUCUCCAUUGCUUUUAGACUUAAAAUAAUGUUAUUUUAAUAUAUUAUUAAAUAAAUAUAAUAUUUUUAUUUAUUAUCCAUUCCUACUCGUUUGUAUGCAUAAAAUACGCGUUGUAGUUUGUUCUAGUCAUUUUUAAUGUAUACAAAAUUAAAAUUUAUCAUGCUUAUCUAAACUAAAUGACACAAUUAAAAACAUCUAGUUUUUUUUAAUUAUUAUCACUAGGUUUGGGUUAUAUCUAUAUUUAGAGUAUUAUUUUUAAUACUUUAAGUUUUACAACAAUGUAGUAGGUAAAAGUUUUUCUGUAAUAAAAAUGAAUUUUACAUGGUACAUUAUUAUUUGUUUAACUUUGUUUUCCAAAUGAAAUACUUAGGUAAUCUAGUAAAUGAGUGGUCAUAUCAGAAAAGUUAGACAGAACUAUAGAUAUGAAGCACACAUUGUAAACUUAUAACUUACUUAWGGAUAGCCAAGGUUGUGACAUUUUCAUUAGAAUCAUAAAAAUAAGAAUAAAAUUCUUAGUAAUACUUAACUAAUAAUGAAUCUCUGUUAUUAUUUAAAAAAAGAAUAAGGACAAGAAAUAAAUGUGUUGUCAGAU
Molecule: messenger RNA, 2015 nt
Organism: Diuraphis noxia (Russian wheat aphid)
Lineage: Eukaryota; Metazoa; Arthropoda; Insecta; Hemiptera; Aphididae
Product: protein interacting with PRKCA 1
Biological process (GO): receptor clustering; regulation of Arp2/3 complex-mediated actin nucleation; dendritic spine maintenance
Cellular component (GO): postsynaptic density; trans-Golgi network membrane; neuron projection
Molecular function (GO): phospholipid binding; protein domain specific binding; protein kinase C binding
Source: RefSeq, a predicted model, not a curated record